Messenger RNA from Alosa sapidissima (American shad), 2916 nucleotides. RefSeq names its product regulation of nuclear pre-mRNA domain containing 1B (gene rprd1b). The record is from RefSeq and is a predicted model, not a curated record. Lineage: Eukaryota; Metazoa; Chordata; Actinopteri; Clupeiformes; Clupeidae. Gene Ontology annotation, biological process: mRNA 3'-end processing. Gene Ontology annotation, molecular function: RNA polymerase II complex binding. The transcript has 7 exons. Bases 1044 to 2036 code for a protein of 330 amino acids. Gene Ontology annotation, cellular component: RNA polymerase II, holoenzyme.
AUUAGACAUUCUCUGGUCCAUUUCUUUUAGCCCACUGCUACUGUCUAUGUUGUUGACAGCAGUGUCAACGAACAGGAAACUAAUUUGCCGACUUCAAGUAAGCUAGUGCAGAGCCCAUGGAAACAUUCACGGAAAGGAACGUUUAGAGUUGAACUUUGAUAAAGUCGUUUUUAAUCAGAAUGCUGUGUGACACGUAAAUGGGAAUAUUAACUAGUCUACUAACAACUCAUGUAAACAGACGCCAUAUUCGCAACAUUGUCAUAUUCUGAAUGUACGUGCAAACGUACUCACUGAUACUGACGGAAGUUCACAGAUUGGUUCCGACUUUUAUUUUGAAGAAAAAAAAAAAAAAUAGUGAAUGGCGGCCAUAUUGAAAUUUGAAUUUAUUGUCGCUGGCUACCUACACGUAGUUUGUGAGCCGCUAGACCGCAGACAUUAAGUGACUAGAUUAGGGGUUUUGAAAAAGCUUUGUAGAAAUAUUGCAAAUUUACUGGAAUUAUUGCGUCUCCUAAAAGCUGACCUAGGUCACAAAGAUCGCGAAGUUAGUUAACGGUUAACUUGUGGACACUAGCAACCUGGCAGCUAAUGUUAGCUUCCUCACUAGUUGGCACGUUAUUGAACGUGACUGGUGACUAACGUUAACCUUAAACACUAAGUUAACGUUAAGUCACACUGCUAAGAAGAGUUUUAAUCAGGAGUCUUGUUAUUGUUAAUAGUAAUACGUGUCGUGAAUGGUUACUCAUACACAUUAAACAGUGUGACGUUACUCAACGUUUGCACAAAUUGUUGUUGCGUCACAUAAUCGAGGUUGGCCAGGUGGUGUGGGGCUCAAAUCAAAUCUGAGAAGUUUUGGAAACUGAUCAUUGCUGGAAAGGGUAACGUAACGUUAAGUGUUUUUGUUAGUGGUAAGCUUUGUGAACUUCGUAUUAACUCGCAUUAACGUUACCUUUAUAACCUGCGCCGACUAAGGUAGUCAGAGACUUUAUAAGGACUUUGCAUCAGCUUGAUUAGCGCCAGUGAUCACUGCUAAUAAAUCAUUAGACAUGUCAUCAUUUUCCGAGUCUGCGUUGGAGAAGAAGUUAUCGGAGCUCAGUAACUCUCAACAGAGUGUCCAGACCUUGUCACUAUGGAUAAUUCACCAUCGCAAGCAUUCAUCUCUCAUUGUACGAGUAUGGCACAGAGAAAUGAAGAAAGCCAAAAGCAACAGAAAGCUGACAUUUCUUUAUCUUGCAAAUGAUGUGAUCCAGAACAGUAAGAAGAAAGGUCCUGAGUUUACUCGAGAUUUUGAGGGUGUUCUUGUAGAUGCCUGUUCUCAUGUUGCAAGGGAGGCAGAUGAAGGCUGUAAAAGGCCCAUGGAGAGACUUCUAACUAUCUGGCAGGAACGCAGCUUGUACCGUGCUGACUUCAUCCAGCAGUUAAAGCUGGCCAUUGAGGACUCCAACAGCCCAAAACAAAAAUCAGCAGAGGACAAAAAGGCCACUAAAAGAGCCUUCCAAAAGAUCCAGGAGGAGGAAGAGGAGGAGGAGGAUGACUACAGAGCACAUUAUUCUCCAAAGGAUCCAGAUGGCAGUGGACCACAACUGACAGAGGAGUUAGUAAAAGCCCUCCAGGAUUUGGAGAAUGCUGCUUCUGGAGAUGCUGCUGUGAGACAAAAGAUUGCCUCGCUACCACAGGAGGUCCAAGAUGUGUCACUAUUGGAAAAGAUCACUGAUAAAGAGGCAGCAGACAGGUUAUCCAAGACGGUAGAUGAGGCAUGUCUACUACUGGCAGAGUACAAUGGACGGUUAGCAGCAGAAUUGGAGGACAGACGGCAGCUGGCUCGAAUGCUCACUGAGUACAUUCACAGCCAGAAGGAAGCCCUCACUGAACGUGAGAAGAAACUAGAGGAGUACAAGCAGAAACUGGCACGAGUAACUCAAGUUCGGAAGGAGCUGAAGUCGCACAUCCAGAGCCUGCCUGAUCUUUCUCUACUGCCAAAUGUCACUGGAGGCCUGGCUCCUCUGCCCUCAGCAGGAGACCUGUUCUCUACAGACUGAUCCCUGGGUUCUUGGAUGGCUUAAUAAAGGAGUUGACAGGUUUCACUUACCCUCUAAUAUCCAUUGGAAGACAUACAAAAUGUCACUAAACGUGUUGCAGCACCUGAAUGCCAUCCUCUCAGCAGAGAUCUUUGGAAGUUGAAAGGACGAAGUCUGUAGCUACAUUGAAAACAGCAAAGCAGUCGUGUCUAGUUUGGUAUGCAAAAGUGGAAUACACAGUGAUAUAUUGAGGUAAAACCAUACUGCAAAUUUGUAGUACUGUAGGAAACAAUCAACACAGACAAAUGAAUAGUGUUAUUACUGUUGCUAAUAUCACUUGUUCGGUCAUUCAAAUUACGUAUUACUUCAUAGACAUGAACUGAUACUGUAGAUCAACAUCAAACCAGUGACUGAUAUUUUGGUAGUAGCUGUGCUUCAGGAUACACAUGGCAACACUUUUGCCUAUCCUGGUACUGCUAAUGACAUAAUGCAACUUUCUUCAUUGUUGAAUGUGAAAAUACUGGACUAUAAAAGCCAUCUCUCAUGUCAUUUUUCAACUCGUACACCUUUUCAGCAUUUCAUGGUUGUUACAGCAUUUGGAAGUAUUAUUCAGCUUCUGAUUUCUAUUUAAUUUUUUUUUAAUGGCAAUAAAAUGUUUGUAACGUUGCCCAUGCCCAAGCUUGAGAAGUCUUCCUGAAAAUCAUUGAGUCAGAUGGUGCAUUCUGAACUUUUACAUUGUGGCAGUGAAAGUACACUAUUAGCCUAAUUUAUCCAUCAAAGCAUCGAACCUUUGAUGCAUAUAUGUCUUAAUUUCUAUGCUGCAAUAUGUAUGGGAUUAUGCCUGUUGCUAUAUCAGUAACCAUAUAAAGUUUAAUAAAGAGGGUAUUUUGGUAAAAGUUUA